GGAAAGCCGAAACCAAAAGCACGUCAAUACCUUUUGCCUCUGCUAGCGAGUUCGAAAUCUUAUGACAAGGUCGGUGUAGUCGGUUGGGAACUAGACACGUCGAGUUUGGGUUCAGAAUUGAAGACGAUGAAUAGCAGGAUAGCUGAGAUAGAACAAGUAGGACAUCAAAUGGGUAAUCAGGAUCAGCCACGACUGGCAGCGACACAACACCUCCAUGGAGAGCAGGAAGUCACGCAACUGGUUGAGAAAACUUUUCUCAAUGUGACUGGCGUUCUCCUCGACUGGAGUGAAUUUCCGAUCGUCAAGGUGAAGGACGUUAAAGGCAACAGUCAGGCUGCAAGACGGGAACUACAAGCUGGUGACAUUCUGAUAGUCGCUUGCGGUAUGCGCAUCACGAUGGUGGCGCAGAUGAAG
Amoebophrya sp. A25 is the source of this 414-nucleotide messenger RNA. The record is from the annotation of a GenBank genome assembly. NCBI's taxonomy places the organism in Eukaryota, Dinophyceae, Syndiniales, Amoebophryaceae.